Messenger RNA from Populus trichocarpa (black cottonwood), 1665 nucleotides. Its product is annotated as E3 ubiquitin-protein ligase MBR2. The transcript has 3 exons. NCBI's taxonomy places the organism in Eukaryota, Viridiplantae, Streptophyta, Magnoliopsida, Malpighiales, Salicaceae. The record is from RefSeq and is a predicted model, not a curated record. Bases 1 to 1665 code for a protein of 554 amino acids.
AUGGCAGGUCAAGGUAGCAAGUCCAAUGCCUUCCCAGGAAAGUUUUAUUUGGGUUAUGGCCCUAAUGGCAUCAAUUUACUCUGCAAUCAGAAUGUAGAUUCGGACAAUUCUUCUUCGGAAGGAACACAUUCUGAGGUGAACAUUGCUCCUUCAGACAAUAAUAGUCAGCUCACUAAUAGUAAUGGACCAUCAGCUACAAUGGCGGCUAGUCCUAGUGUUCUCCCUCGCAACAUAGACUUGAAUGCUGCAUAUGAAGGCAAUGGCAUGGGUGACAAUCAAGAGCUAGGAGGAGGAUCGGACACGAACAAAAAUUUGCUCGUUAGUGAUUCAUCUAAUUCUAAUGCAAUUAUGAUCUCUUCUGGAAUUGCUGGGUAUGUGUUGGAAGAAAACGAGGGUGGACAAGAUUCUGCAUCGGGUGGUAGGCGUCUGUCCUGUAAAAGAAGAGCUACUGAAGAUGCUUCUAGACAAUUUUCUUUGGGUGAAAGCUCGAGAUCAGUUAAGCUAGGAGAUAUUCCUGAAGAAAAUGCUCCUAAAAGCUUCAAUUUACCAUCCUCCUUGAAUAGUAACCCAAAUUCUGCUAGACUUUCGGUUGGUGUGAGAAUAGCUCCUUCCCCGUAUCAACCUUCGAGUGCUGCAGCAAGUGAAUUUGUAACUGGAACUGGGACAAGUUCUGAAGUGCAUCAAAAUCCAAGUGUGGUUGGACAAGCUGAGAACACCCAGAGAUAUACCCGUUUGAGAAGAUCUGCAAGUCGAUUAGAUUCUGCACCUGGCCAUAACUCGUCUUUUUGGACCAUAAGGAAUCCUCGUGUGCAAUCAUCUGGUCAACAACCUGUGUUUUAUCAAUUCAAUCACCUUCCAAGUUCAAACACAGCUGCAACAACGGGAAUGGUUAAUGUAGCUUCUCCAACGCAGCCUUUUAUGCAUACUCCCAAUCCUUCACAGCCUCUACAACCUUUCCAGUGGAAUGGGGUCACCGCGGAAAGAACCAGUGGGCCAUCUACUCAUGCUAUGAAUGGAGGAAAUACCUUGCAUCAGGAUCGGAGCUUAAGGAAUGAUCCGAGGAAUGACAUGUUCUUUUCUGAAUUUCAAAGGACACAUAUGCCGAACAUGCCAACAAACCUUCACUUUGCCAAUGGGAGAUAUUUUCCAGGAAGUAUGUCUCCCAUUUCCCAACCACAUAAUCCUAUUUGGUAUGUCCAAGGUAAUAUGGAAGAGCAGUAUCAUGGGAGAAUGCCAAACCUUGUCAAUCGCACUGAGCCUCAGGGGCAAGUUUGUUAUCGUCCGUUUAAUCUGGUUGCCUCUUCUGAUACAAUAGAGAGGGGAUUACAAGAGGGAAGCGGCAAUAUAAGGCCUUCUCAGAUGCCUCUUAUACCAGGCUUGGAGAUGAGGUCCGAGAGACAAACUGUCACUCGUGAAAUGGCACGCCGGGCUUUGACUGCUGUUCAGAGGAGAAACAGACUAGCAACUGAGGUCCGCAAUGCUCUGACGCUUGUGCGUAGGAGGGGUUCGUUACAGUUUGGGGUACGGAUUCUAGCUGAACUUAAUGCUAAUGUGAUGCUAAUUGACCGUUCAGCUUUGUUUGGUGAUUCUGAUGAUGAGGAGGCUGAUGAACUUGAAGAUAUGCGUCUUGAUGUGGACAACAUGUCUUAUGAGGUAAGAAUUUAA